Messenger RNA from Talaromyces rugulosus, 5232 nucleotides. RefSeq lists its product as uncharacterized. Gene Ontology annotation, biological process: fatty acid biosynthetic process; secondary metabolite biosynthetic process. Lineage: Eukaryota; Fungi; Ascomycota; Eurotiomycetes; Eurotiales; Trichocomaceae. Gene Ontology annotation, molecular function: 3-oxoacyl-[acyl-carrier-protein] synthase activity; fatty acid synthase activity. The record is from RefSeq and is a predicted model, not a curated record. Bases 1 to 5232 code for a protein of 1743 amino acids. The transcript has 5 exons.
AUGGAGCUCGUAUAUUUCAGCAAUGAGUUCCCGAGGGAAGACCUCCAGGACCUAUUCCGUCGCUUGCAUAACCAUAGCAAGGGCAAGAAUCACCCUGUCUUGGCUCGCUUCAUACAGGAAGCUACAUGGGCAGUCAAGGAUGAAGUUCGUCGACUUCCAAUGGAGCUGCAGCAGCUCAUUCCACCGUUUGAAACCCUUUUAAGCUGGGUAGAAAAUACUGAGCUUAGAGAAGGAUAUGCAGAGAAUCACCCUGAAUCGCUGAGUGACUUGACCAAUACAUGCCUUGCUGGUCUAGGUAUUGGCCUCCUAGCCUCGACUGCGGUUUCCCUAUCAUCGACAUUGGCUAGCUUGCCCCUGGCCGGUGCAGAUGCAGUCCGUCUGGCCUUCCGCUUAGGAAUACAUGUCGAAGGCGUCUCAGAAAACUUGGAAGCCCGUGAUCUGUCGGAAAAGCCUGAUACGUGGGCGUACGUGGUUCACAAUGUAAACCCAGAAGCCGCCCAAAAGGAGUUAGACGACAUGCACUCCCUACUGGAGACCCCAGAAACUGGCAAGCUCUUUGUAAGUGCCGUUAGCCGGACUUCAGUAACAGUGAGCGGGCCUCCGUCACGGCUAAAAGUGCUGUUCAACAAGUCUGAAUUUUUCCGUGGGACAAGAUUUAUUGCACUGCCAGUCUAUGGUGGUCUCUGCCAUGCACCGCAUAUUUUCGGCGACAGAGACAUUCAGAGCAUCGUCUAUAGAAGCUCGCUGAACAGUAUCAGCACAAAUGCCUGCCCAGUCGUGCCAGUAUAUUCGACUAGCACAGGCUUACCAUAUCCAGCCAAAACUGCGACAGAGCUCUUUGAAUCCGUAGUUGCCGAGCUUCUCACACAGGCAAUUCAUUGGGAUCGCGUCAUUCUCGGUCUGCUUGACCGAGGUAAAUGCACCGGAGCCUCUGAGGCGGUAUUGCAUUGCUUUGGCAAUUCCAUUGCCCUGAACGACCUCAACACGGCCUUAGAGAAUGAUCUGCCGGAGCUCGAAAUUGUGGUCAACAGCCUCAUCGCAUGGAUCUUUCAAGCCUCACCAACAGGCACCAUACCCCGCGGCCCUGCACAGUCAAAGCUUGCCAUCAUCGGCAUGUCUUGCAGACUCCCAGGAGGCGCAAACAAUACCGAGAAGUUCUGGGAACUCUUAGAACAAGGUCUGGAUGUUUCUCGGCGCGUCCCAGCUGAUCGAUUCGACAUUGACACGCACUUUGACCCAACUGGCAAAGACCUCAAUAAGAGCAUGACGGAGUACGGGUGUUUCAUCGACGAGCCCGGCUUGUUCGACGCCCCCUUCUUCAACAUGUCUCCACGCGAAGCCCAAGUUGUUGAUCCGCAGAUGCGCCUAGCCUUGGUUACUGCAUACGAAGCAUUGGAACGUGCGGGAUAUGUGGGUAACCGAACUGCUUCCACACAGUUGCAACGAAUUGGUACGUUUUAUGGCCAGGCUGCUGAUGACUACCGCGAGGUCAAUCAAGGCCAGGAGGUCAGUACCUACUACAUCCCUGGUGGAUGUCGUGCCUUUGGCCCUGGCCGUAUAAACUACUUUUUUAAAUUUUCUGGCCCGAGUUACAGUAUUGACACUGCCUGUUCUUCGGGGCUUGCAGCGAUUGAGGUAGCAUGCCAGGCUCUGUGGAGUGGUCAGGUGGACACCGCCGUGACUGGUGGUGUCAACGUGUUGACCAACCCUGAUGGCUUCACGGGAUUGUGUAAUGGCCACUUUCUCACCAAGGGACACAAUGCGUGCAAGACCUGGGAUGCUACGGCUGAUGGGUACUGUCGAGCUGACGGCAUUGGGUCCGUGGUGAUCAAGAGACUCGAAGACGCCGAAGCAGACAACGACAAUAUCUUGGGAGUCAUUCUUGGCGCUGGAACGAAUCAUUCGGCUGAAGCUGUUUCCAUAACUCAUCCGCACGCGGGCCAUCAAGCCUAUCUCUCACGCCAGGUACUUCGUCAAGCCGGGGUAGAUCCUUUGGACGUGUCGUAUGUCGAGCUCCACGGAACUGGCACGCAGGCCGGAGACCAUGAGGAGAUGCAGGGGAUCAUGGAAGUGUAUGCCCCUCUCACAAAACGCCGCAGUAAGGACCAGCCCUUGCACAUUGGCUCUGUGAAAGCAAAUGUCGGCCACGGCGAGUCUGUUGCUGGAGCUACCUCGUUGGUCAAGGUGCUUCUCAUGCUCCAAAAGAACGCCAUUCCACCCCAUAUUGGCAUCAAAACAGAGAUAAAUCCCAAGUUUCCCCGAGACUUUGACAAGCGUAACCUGAAUAUCCCAUUUGAAAUGACGGUCUGGCCGCAGAUUCCAGGCAAGAAGCGGAUUCUUGCUGUCAAUAAUUUUGGUGCCGCCGGUGGAAACACGACCAUGGUCUUGGAGGAAGCACCAAUUCGCGAUAUCGAAGAAAAAGAUCCUCGUCAAACUCAUACGGUCACCGUGUCGGCCAAGACUAAGGGAUCACUUUCGGGGAACCUUGAGCGAUUGAUUGCACAUCUCGAUGCGCAUCCCGAUAUCAACCUCGCUGACCUUGCGUACACGACAACUGCACGCCGGUACCAUCACAGCCACCGAGUUGCAAUUGCUACCACGGAUGUAAACCAUCUGAAGAAGCAACUGGCUUCUCGCUUGGAAAAGGUUGAUUCGAUCAAGCCUGUUGGAAAGUCUGGGCCGCCGCCAGUUGCUUUCACAUUUACAGGUCAGGGAGCCUCGUACAAAUCGAUGAGCCUGGAAUUUUACCGAGACGUGCCUGUGUUCCGAGAGCACAUUCAACAUCUCAACUCUCUUGCCAAAGGUCAAGGAUUCCCGUCUUUCAUUCCCGCACUUGAUGGAUCACACCACCAAGACCACGCACACUCUCCGAUCGUUACUCAGCUGGCACUAGUCUGUACUGAGAUUGCUCUAGCCAAGUACUGGGCUACUCUUGGAGUCAAGCCAGACGUGGUCAUGGGCCAUAGUCUAGGUGAAUACGCGGCAAUGCAUGUAGCCGGAGUCGUCAGUGCCAACGACACCAUAUUCAUGGUUGGACAGCGCGCUCGGAUGCUAGAACAAGAAUGCGAGAUUGGCAGUCACACCAUGCUGGCAGUACGAGCGUCUCUUGCCCAGAUUGCAGAGAGCUCUGCAGGCAGGCCACACACGAUUGCCUGCGUCAACGGACCCUCGGACACGGUGCUAAGUGGGACCAAACUCCAGAUGGACGAGAUCGCACUCGUCCUAGAGGCAGUUGGAUAUCGUUGUAUCAAGCUUGAUGUUGCAUUUGCUUUUCACUCCGAGCAAACAGACCCUAUCCUAGACAAGUUUGAAGCCCUUGCCAAAUCCGGGGUGAUAUUCCAAGAGCCAAAAUUGCCCGUCAUUUCACCACUGCUCGGGAAAGUGAUAUUUGAUGGCAAAACGCUAAAUGCAAACUACGUUCGUCGAGCCACGAGAGAAGCAGUCGACUUCCUUGCAGCAUUGGAGAACGCGCAAAACAUCUCUGCCGUAAGCGACGAGACCGUCUGGAUUGAGAUUGGGCCGCACCCCGUCUGCACUGGCUUCGUCCGGUCAACCAUUCCGACCACCCAGCUCACCAUCCCCUCUCUGCGGCGGGGUGAGGAUAACUGGAAGACUAUGACAGAAAGCAUGGCAGCUCUUCAUCUUGCCGGGAUCGAUGCUAGUUGGAAUGAGUUCCAUCGCCCAUUUGAAAAAAGGCUGCGUCUACUUGAUUUGCCGACUUAUGCGUGGAACAAUAAGACUUACUGGCUGCAAUACAAAGGAGACUGGUGCUUAACCAAGGGAAAUACAUUCUAUGAUGCUGAGAAAGAAGCCGCCAAGGCAAAGCUCAUCUCAAGGGCACAAUCAACAAGCGAGGUGCAGACAUCUACCGUGCAGCAGAUAAUCGAGCAGAAUUUCCACGGUUCUGCUGGUACAGUGGUCAUGCAGUCGGAUGUUAUGCAACCGGACUUCCUCGCCGCCGCCUACGGACAUCGUAUGAACAAUUGUGGUGUGGCAACUUCGUCCAUUCAUGCGGAUAUUGCGUACACCCUGGGCGAAUACAUACACCGCAAACUACGGCCUAAGACAAAGCAGGUGCAUAUGAACAUUGUAAAUCUGCACGUAACCAAAGGGUUAGUAGCUCAGAGCGACACCAAAACACCUCAAUUGAUCCGUGUGACCGCGACUACUGCCAAUAUCGAUAUGAUAAUUGUCGACCUGACAUGGCAAAACGUCGACAACGACGGCAACGCCAGUGAGCCAUUUGCUACAGCUCAGAUACUCUACGGCGAGGCAUCCGAAUGGCUCUCCUCAUGGGCCCCCAUAGCGCAUCUCGUGCAUGGCCGGAUCGAAGCACUAGAGAACAUGGCUGCAGUGGGUCAAGCAAACCGGCUCUCACGCAACAUGGCCUACACGCUUUUUGCCAGCAAUCUAGUCGACUAUGCAGAGAAGUACCGCGGUAUGCAGUCUGUUGUGAUGCAUGAACUGGAAGCGUUUGCGGACGUACAGCUUACUACCAAGGAGGGCGGCGUGUGGACUGUGCCGCCGUACUUUAUCGACAGUGUAGCGCACUUGGCUGGGUUUAUAAUGAACUGCUCCGAUGCAAUGGACACGAAGAAUAACUACUGCGUGACCCCUGGCUGGAACUCAAUGCGAUUUGCCAAGCCAUUAGUUCCUGGCGCCAAAUACCGGUCGUAUGUCAAGAUGCUUCCAACUGUCGAGGAUCCUACCGUCUACUUUGGCGACGUCUACAUCAUGCAGGACAACGUUAUCAUGGGUGUGGUCGGGGGAAUGGAGUUCCGUCGCUAUCCACGUAUUCUCCUUGCGCGGUUCUUCUCGCCUCCGGACAAGAUGGCAGCCCUGGAGGGCAAGACAGCUACGGCAAAGCCUUCAGUGCUAGUACCAAAGCCCGUGAUAGAGGCAAAGCCUCCCAGUGCAACUAUCAAACCCGAAAAGACCCAGUCUACACCAUCCGCGGCAGAUACAACGCCGGCAGAACCCAAACCAGCAGCAGCAGAGACAACGGUUGAAUCAGUUGCGUCCUCCGGCAGCAUCACCGCCAAAGCUCUGAUGCUCAUUGCCAAAGAGGCCGCUCUACAGAUCUCCGAGCUAGAGGACGACGCAAGUUUCUCCCACCUGGGUAUCGACAGUCUGAUGUCGCUAGUCAUCUCCGAGAAGUUCAGGACGGAGCUGGACGUCAAAGUCGGUGGCAGUCUCUUCUUGGAUUAUCCAACGAUUGGAGACUUGCAAUGA